AUGCUUGUCCACGACUCCCCUAUAGUGGAUUAUGCGGACCUUCCCACCAUCAACCUUUCCAAAGCGCAUAUACCCGAGUGUCGCGCAGAGCUCUACCCACAGCUUCGAGAUGCACUACGUACCCAUGGCUUUCUCUACGCCAUCAAUCAUGGUGAUACCCAAGCUCAGCGUGACAGGAUUUUCGACAUAGCUGGUGUGCCUUUUGAUGAAGCCUCUCCGGAAGAAAAGAAGAUAUACACCGCCAGUAUCGAGAGAGUCGGCUCUUAUUUAGCUAUUGCUCUCAUUCAGAAAGUCAACUCGGACAAUGAAAUUUUCGAUCAGAUCGAGAAUUAUGUAGUAAACCUCAAUGCCACAAGACGUCCCCAUCCCAUUGCCUUGCGCCCGUUUCUUCCAGAGCUCGAUGAUUUUGCUCGCCAUAAUCACUUCAACAUUAUUUAG
Molecule: messenger RNA, 438 nt
Organism: Suillus discolor
Lineage: Eukaryota; Fungi; Basidiomycota; Agaricomycetes; Boletales; Suillaceae
Exons: 4
Coding region: 1-438 (145 amino acids)
Source: RefSeq, a predicted model, not a curated record